AGGAAACCGGAAGCCCGCGGUGACCUCUGGCGACCCGGUUUGUUUUCGGUCCGUUUCCAAACACUGGGGAAUCGAAACUCGGCGGCCCUGGGGGCGGCCCUACGGAGCCUGUCUUCGGGUGUUUUUCAGGAACAUAACUCUCAGAUGGGGAAGUAAUGAUGAACCUAACAGCAAAAGUAGAUGUACAGAGCAACUGUCAUGGAUGCACUGGUAGAAGAUGAUAUCUGCAUUCUGAAUCAUGAAAAAGCACAUAGGAGAGAUACGGUGACUCCAAUCUCAAUAUAUUCAGGAGAUGAGUCUGUUGCUUCACAUUUUGCCCUUGUCACUGCAUAUGAAGACAUCAAAAAACGACUUAAGGAUUCAGAGAAAGAGAACUCUUUCUUAAAGAAAAGAAUAAGAUUUUUGGAAGAAAAGCUUAUAGGAGCUCGAUUAGAUGAAGAAACAAGUUCUGUGGGACGUGAACAAGUAAAUAAGGCCUAUCAUGCAUAUCGAGAGGUUUGCAUUGAUAGAGAUAAUUUGAAAAGCAAAUUGGAUAAAAUGAAUAAAGACAACUCUGAAUCUUUGAAAGUAUUGAAUGAACAGCUACAAUCUAAAGAAGUAGAACUUCUCCAGCUAAGGACAGAGGUGGAAACUCAGCAGGUGAUAAGGAAUUUAAAUCCACCUUCAUCAAACUGGGAGGUGGAAAAGUUGAGCUGUGACCUGAAGAUCCAUGGUUUGGAACAAGAGCUGGAACUGAUGAGGAAAGAAUGUAGUGAUCUCAAAAUACAGCUACAGAAAGCCAAACAAAUGGAUCCAUCUCAGGAAGACAAUCUGAAUAGCAGUGAUCUCCAAAGACUGAGCAUUUCAAGCGACAAUAUGCAAAAUGCAUACUGGGAACUGAAGAGAGAGAUGUCUAAUUUACAUUUGGUGACUCAAGUACAAGCUGAACUACUAAGAAAACUGAAAACCCCAACUACAGUCAAGAAAGCCUGUGCCCCAAUAGGAUGCAUGGAAGACCUUGGGAAAGACAGCACAAAACUGCACUUGGCGAAUUUUACUGCAACAUACAAAAGACAUUCCCCCCUGUCACCAAAUGGCAAAACUCUUUGCCACACCACAUCUUCCCCUUUAUCAGGAGAUAUGAAGGUUUUAUCAGAGAAAGCAAUUCUCCAAUCAUGGACAGAUAAUGAGCGAUCCAUUCUUCAUGAUGGUACUAACUUUCAGGAACACAACUCUUACGGCAGAAAUUCUCUGGAAGAUAAUUCUUGGGUAUUCCCAAGCCCUCCUAAAUCAAGUGAGACAGCAUUUGGGGAAACUAAAAAUAAAACUUUGCCUUUAUCCAACCUGCCACCACUGCAUUACUUGGAUCAACAUAAUCAAAACUGCCUUUAUAAGAAUUAAUUCUGAAGAGAUUUCAGGAUUUGGUCAUGAGGUUACUGUUAUCUCCUUCAGUGGCUCUCAAGAAAUUACCUAACUGAAAGCAGAUUUUGAAUAAACUUGCAGAGUUCUUCAGUAUAUACAUUUGCACAUACUGUUCUCCACAUCAUGUAUCAAUUUUCCAGUAUGAAAGAGCACCCUCCAGCUCCAUGUUCUAAGAAUCAGAUGUAAGCUACUAAAUAAUAAACUUAAGGUGUUUCAAAGAAACGAUUCUACCUUUGAUAGUAAUUGUAAAUAACUGCCUCUCAUGUAAAGGAUGGAAUUAAAAUUUUUUAGGACAUGGUUUUAUAUAGCAUGUGAAAUGCCUAAAUAUCUGUUCAUAAAAAUAAGAGGCCAUGAAUAUGUGAGAAAAAUUGUAAGUUGCUUUAAUUUGCAUAAAAGACAAAUGGCAAAGUGAAUAGGUUCUAUUUGUAGUGACCUUAAAGAUGAAAAUUAUAGUUGAAUAAUAUAGGUUAUUCCAUCUGCAUAUGCUAUUGUGUUUCAAAGUUUAAGACUCAGUAACAUUGUGAUUAAAAAAUGGUUUCAAGACUUGAAAUAACCUGCUCAUUGAAACCAACUUUGUCCCAUACGUCCUUCAAAUCCUAACUGAAAAAAGUGAUGAAAUAGUUGAAAACCUAUGUGGUGUGUGAACUAUUUUAAUACCUCAUUAUCCAAUUAGAAGUAGAAAGAGCAUCACACAGGUUGCAGUCUAAUCUGUGCCUUCAGUGGUCCAUAAUAAAAAGCUAAAUAUGUAACCGGAUAAAGUCAUUUUCUUCAAAGGGUCUAUACCUGCUUGUUAUGUACAGCGACUUAUAAAUUGUUACUUUGUUUUGAAAUGUAAGAGUGACUUUUGAUUAACCACAUUAAGAAUUUUAGUUCUGUAAACCAAAUUCUGUGCUGUAUUGAUAUAGUCUGAUCACUGAAUGUCCCCAAACUUUUUGAUUCUAAGUGGCCUAUCAUUUAUCAACAAAGAUAUAACAAGGAUGGCUUCACAUGGAAAUCUGUCUAAAUUCUUUCAGGGUGGUGGUAUUAACAUUGUAAUAUAAUGUAUUAGUUGGCUUAUACAUCUUUUGCCUCAGAUAAACUGUUUCAUGUAGGAGACCUUUAUCCUUUUUGAUAGACAGUUUCAAAUAUCUUGAACUCAAAAGAAUAUCUCAGAUCUCUUCUAUAUUAACUGAAUAGCAUACAUACAUAAACAGUGUUCACUGGUCACAGAUAUUUUUGUCUUUCUAUUAUCUUACUCACUUAUUCAGGCUUGUCUGUGAUUAAUGGAAUUGGUGUCAGAUGCUGGAAUUUAUUCUGACCAAUGAACACAGCUGACUCCAGGGAGUACAAUCUCCUGCCAAGUAAUAGAACAAAACCCAAUAUGCAUAAAACAAAUACAAGACUCCAGGCUUUAGCUAAAGGAAGCAACUACCUGUGUAAUAACAAAGCAGCAGAAACUAUUUCUCAUGUGGCUGCAUAGGCUGUAUAUUAUAUCUCAUCUCUAACGUAGCUUACUGGUUUGCCUUUUGUAAAACCAAGGUUGGAAACUUUCCUUUGUAAAGAAGUCGUAUGAGAUAAUGGCUUGAUUAAUGUUUUGAAUAAUGCCAAGAAAUUGUUUAAUUAAAAUAAAUUAUUUUUGUUUGAAAUUGAA
This is a messenger RNA of Prionailurus viverrinus (fishing cat), 3031 nucleotides long. It is a transcript of the gene AZI2, whose product is annotated as 5-azacytidine induced 2. Gene Ontology annotation, biological process: canonical NF-kappaB signal transduction. The transcript is spliced from 9 exons. Bases 181 to 1380 code for a protein of 399 amino acids. NCBI's taxonomy places the organism in Eukaryota, Metazoa, Chordata, Mammalia, Carnivora, Felidae. The record is from RefSeq and is a predicted model, not a curated record. Gene Ontology annotation, cellular component: cytoplasm.